AUGGCCGAUACUACCAUCGACGCGCCUGCUCAGGCACUGCAGGUCGAAGCUCUCGUGGUUAUGAAGAUCGCGAAGCACUGCUCGACCAACUUUCCCAGCAUGGCCACAGGUGCUCUUGUUGGUAUGGACCAGAACAACCUCCUCGAGAUCACAAAUACAUUCCCUUUCCCCACCGUCGACGCGUCCGCUACCGACAGCCACCAGAACGAUGCCGCCCAGGUGGUUGCCGCUGCCGCUCCUCGCCAAAAGUCUAAUAUCACUUACCAAAACGAGAUGAUCCGCCACCUCAAGGAGGUCAACAUUGACGCAAACAAUGUUGGCUUUUAUACCAGCGCUACCAUGGGAAACUUUGUCAACUUGAGCUUAAUCGAGAACCUCUACUUCUACCAGAAGGAGAACAGCCAGACUGUUGCUCUCGUCUACGAUACCAGCAGAAGCUCUCAGGGCAACCUGAGUCUGCGCGCAUUCCGCCUCACCAACACCUUUAUGAAUGCCUACAAGGAGGCCAAAUUCACCACUGAGAGCCUACAAAAGUCCAAGCUCACCUUCAAAGACAUCCUUGCUGAGCUCCCCAUCACUGUACACAACUCGCACCUUCUCACCUCCUUCCUCCACCAGAUUCCCUCCGGUCCAUCACAAGAAGACCUUGAAGGCCCCACGACGUUGGCGGACCUCGAGCGCGAGCCCAUCCAAGCUCCUCUCUACCCCAACAUCGACAACCUCGACGUUGCCGUCGAUCCUUACCUGGAGAAGACCUGUGACCUGCUAUUGGAGAGCAUCGAGUCGCACUAUACCGACCUCAACAACUUUCAAUUCUACCAGCGCCAGCUCGCUCGCGAGCAGACCAAGAUUUCACAGUGGCAGGCCAAGCGCAAGGCCGAGAACGCCCAACGUACUCUUGCCAAGCAGCCUCUCCUCCCCGAGGAUGAGUGGCAAAGGCUGUUCAAGCUGCCUCAGGAGCCUAGCCGUCUGGAGGGUUUACUUAACGCCAAGCAGGUUGAGCAGUACGGCAAGCAGGUUGAUGGGUUCACGGCUGGUAUUACUUCGAAGAUGUUUGCUGUGCGGGAGAAUCUCUUGCCCCAGUAA
Molecule: messenger RNA, 1086 nt
Organism: Beauveria bassiana ARSEF 2860
Lineage: Eukaryota; Fungi; Ascomycota; Sordariomycetes; Hypocreales; Cordycipitaceae
Product: Mov34/MPN/PAD-1 family protein
Exons: 3
Coding region: 1-1086 (361 amino acids)
Cellular component (GO): eukaryotic 43S preinitiation complex; eukaryotic translation initiation factor 3 complex; cytosol
Molecular function (GO): protein binding; translation initiation factor activity; metallopeptidase activity
Source: RefSeq, a predicted model, not a curated record